Ostreococcus tauri is the source of this 1419-nucleotide messenger RNA. Its product is annotated as unnamed product. The transcript has 2 exons. The record is from RefSeq and is a predicted model, not a curated record. Lineage: Eukaryota; Viridiplantae; Chlorophyta; Mamiellophyceae; Mamiellales; Bathycoccaceae. Bases 1 to 1419 code for a protein of 472 amino acids.
AUGACGGACGAUAGUAACAGGUGGGAGUUCACGGCUCCAAAAUAUUUUAAUUUCACGAACCCGCGAGCGGACUCGGACGCGGAGGACGGAUACUUUGAGAGCGCGGCACCGAGGGCGCUGUCGACGCCGAGUGAGCGAAGAGUGCGGCCGGCGGAACGCGACGAGACGCUCGAUGGGAAGAUCGCCACAGACGAGCGAUGCGCGUUCAUGCGGGAUCCAGAGAACAGGGGAAUGAACGGUGACCUCGAUAGGACGUCGCCAAAGGAGAUUCCGGGACGAUUACAGAGUCGCACGCCAGGACGUACACCGCGAAGGUUGGGAGCGCCGAGACGUGCGGCGGCGAACGAUGGAUCGAGUGAACGGAAGGUGAAGACGCCGAAGACGGUGGAGAAUACGCCGGUGCGUCGAUCACCUAGGUUGCUCGCGCUGGUAACGUCAAGCAUGAAGAAGGAGGCCUCGAGCGCGAAGUCGCCAAGGUUGGACGCUUCGCGAGGACGCUCAUCACAGAAGAGGACGCCUAAGGAGAACGCGACGAGAAGAUUCACCUCUCAGUCGCCCAUGAAGCGAAUUUUGAAAACACCCAAACCCACGGCAUAUCGCGUGGCGUCGAUCGCGAAGCAUGAACGCGACACGCAGUCAGUGCUAGAGGCGAGACGAAAGGUGACCGAGCCAAUAGCGCCAACGUCACGGUUGCUCGAGAGUACCAAGAGACCCAUCACGCCGAUGGAAAAGUUUAGAUCACGCAAGGAAAAGCUCCGCGCGUUCGAGACCGGUGGGAGAACGACGGAUUACGAAGAUUUGACACAGAUUCCUGCGUCGACGACGACAACGCGAGCGGUGAGUCCAAAGUUCACCAGGACUCGCAUGAAGCAAAAGAUUUUGACAACCGAAGAGCGCGAGCUCUUGGAGAUCCAAAACACCAAGGCGGCGAUGGAGAGAGAAAAGCAGAAGCGACGGACGAGCUCGUACGCGCCUCCAUACACAACGAUCAAAUCCAAGUUGGCGCAUUCGUUGACGUCGGCUCGGCGGAGCAAAGUAUACCCAGAGCCACCGCUCGCCGUCGACGACGUCUCAGACGCGAUCCGCCGAACGCGCUCGAGGCGAACGUCGGCACCGAUGAUGGAGAGGACGAGAUCGGUGGAAAAAAUCGAGCAAACACCUCCGGAGGACGCGCGAAAGAGGAAGCGUAUCUCCAUCACCGGGUCGGUCUUGACUGAAAUAACGCCGUUUCAACUCUCAACCGAGCAGCGAGGCGCGUACCACAAACGGAAGUUUGCUCGCUUGCAAGAGGAGGAAGCAAAGCGCAAAAAAUCCGAGCACCGCCCAUUCAAGGCGACGCCGGUACCACCUGAACAACGCGCGGGCGUGUCGAUCACGCGCCAGGCGCUCGCUAACUUGCUCGGACGCGGAAAGAAUUAA